Anopheles marshallii is the source of this 702-nucleotide messenger RNA. RefSeq names its product tetraspanin-11-like. Gene Ontology annotation, cellular component: membrane. The record is from RefSeq and is a predicted model, not a curated record. Bases 1 to 702 code for a protein of 233 amino acids. The transcript is spliced from 3 exons. NCBI's taxonomy places the organism in Eukaryota, Metazoa, Arthropoda, Insecta, Diptera, Culicidae.
AUGGGAUCCGGAGGUAGAAUGGACUGCUGCGGGCAGUGCGUAAAGUACAGCAUGUUUGUGGCCAACUUUGUCAUCUUCCUCGGUGGCGCAAUCGUGUUUGGGUUGGGUAUCUGGACACUGGUGGACAAACACUUCAUCAACGAGCUGCUCGGUACGAAUCUGUUCUCCGGCGCGGUGUACGUGCUGAUUGCCACCUCCGCCCUGGUUUGUCUGCUGUCGUUCUUCGGAUGCAUGGGUGCGGCUAAGGAGUACAAGUGUAUGCUACUGACGUACUUCAUACUGGUGUUCCUCAUCUUCGUGACGAUGCUGAUCGGUGGCAUCCUUGGGUACGUUUUCCGCGAGAAGGUGUCGCAAACGAUGGGCGACGAGAUGCGCUCGUCGAUGAGUUUGUACGGUACGCGGCGCACCAUUACGACGGCGUGGGACGAAACACAGCAGCGGCUCAAGUGCUGCGGCGUCAAGAGCUACAGCGACUGGCGCGGUGACAUCCCGCAGUCGUGCUGCCAGCGCACGCUGGACGGCUACAAACCGUGCAUCGAAAAUCCGAGCCCGGAAAACAUCUACAUCAACGGUUGUCUCGAGAUCACGUCCAGCUACAUACGGGAUAAUGCGGCCAUCAUCGGUGGUGGCGGCAUUGGUGUCGCGGUGCUGCUGAUAUUCGGCAUGAUAUUCUCGUGCUCACUGUUCCGGAUGAUUGAAUAA